ACCUCAAUCAACAUCUCUUUUUUUCUUGCACAAUUAAUCUUUUUUUUAGAUGGGAAAUUCAUGUAGUAGUUGCUGCUCGAAUUGCUUUGGAAAGCGUAGUAGAACGGGACUUUAUGAACCUCUUUUGCAAGAAAACGAACGGGAGGCUAUAGCAGAAUUAUUACAAUAUCUUGAAAAUCGAAGUGAUACCAAUUUCUUUGAAGGAGAACCUCUACAAGCACUUUCAACUUUAGCUUAUUCAGACAAUGUAGAUUUGCAAAGGUCUGCAGCACUUGCUUUUGCUGAAAUCACCGAGAAAGACGUACGUCAUGUAGGAAGGGACACUUUAGACCCAAUUUUGUUUUUGUUACAAUCUCACGAUGUUGAAGUUCAGAGAGCUGCGAGUGCUGCUCUCGGUAACCUAGCUGUAAACACCGAAAAUAAGCUUUUAAUUGUCAAACUUGGUGGUCUUGAUCAACUUAUUCGUCAAAUGGGUUCUCCUAACGUCGAAGUUCAAUGUAAUGCGGUUGGUUGUAUUACAAACCUUGCUACACACGAUGAGAAUAAGACAAAAAUUGCGAAGUCAGAUGCUUUGCGUCUCUUGGUGGAUUUGGCAAAGUCAAAAGACCAGCGUGUACAAAGAAAUGCUACAGGUGCUCUCUUAAAUAUGACACACACACAGGAGAAUCGUCAACAAUUAGUCAAUGCUGGUGCUAUUCCUGUUUUAAUCAGCCUAUUAAGUUCACCAGAUGCUGAUGUUCAAUAUUAUUGUACGACAGCUCUUUCAAAUAUUGCAGUGGAUGGUGGAAAUCGUAAGAAGUUAGCACAGACGGAUUCGCGGCUUGUUCAAUAUUUGAUUGCUUUGAUGGACACGAAAAGUUUAAAGGUACAAUGCCAAGCUGCUCUUGCUUUAAGAAAUCUUGCAUCGGAUGAAAAAUAUCAAAUUGAAAUUGUUCGUUGCAAAGGCCUUCCACCUCUCUUGCGUCUUUUGAAAUCGUCUUAUUUGCCUCUCAUUUUAUCUUCUGUUGCAUGUAUCCGUAAUAUAUCCAUUCAUCCCGCUAAUGAAUCUCCCAUUAUUGAUGGUGGCUUCGUGAAUCCUCUCAUCGAAUUACUUGCUUAUGAUGAUAAUGAAGAAAUCCAAUGUCACGCCAUAUCUACCCUGAGAAAUUUGGCAGCAAGUUCGGAGCGCAAUAAACGUGCUAUCGUUGAAGCUGGUGCCGUUGAGCGUAUAAAAACCUUGAUCAACAAGGUACCCGCCAGUGUUCAAACAGAAAUGACAGCGGCUAUUGCUGUCUUGGCCUUGAGUGACGAAUUAAAGCAAAGAUUAUUAAGCAUGGGAGUAUUGGAAGUUUUGGUUGAAUUGACUUCAAGCGAAAACAUGGAAGUUGAGGGAAAUUCGGCCGCUGCUAUUGGAAAUCUUAGCUCAAAGGUCAAGGAUUAUACUCCAUUUGUAAAGGCCUGGGGUACUCCUUCAGGCGGACUUGAGAAAUUUUUGAUCCAGUUCCUUUCGGAACAACAGGAUGUAGCCUUCCAACAUAUUGGUGUAUGGACAAUCGAGCAAUUCUUAGACGGCGGAGACGAAAGAUUGUUAAAUUUAAUUGCUGAAUCAGAACCUAUUAUAGAGUCUGUCCAAAGAAUUGUAAAUGCAGGACAGGUACCAAAGGCAGAACACGAUGAUACAAAUGAGGAUGCGGAUGGAGAUAUCUUUGCUCUAGCAAAACGUGUAUACCAGAUUUUGCAACAGAUAAGAGACUCUAAAAAGUCAUCUCAAAAGAAACAACGUUAAAUGUUCUCUCUAAACAUAAUAUAACCCCAUCAUGCUUCAUUUCUUCCUUUCUCCUCACUUUUUUUUCUCUACCUGUAGUACUAUAUGCAAAAUUAAUAAAAAAAUAAAAAAAACACGCGCACAUUUA
Mucor mucedo is the source of this 1892-nucleotide messenger RNA. Its product is annotated as vacuolar protein 8. The record is from RefSeq and is a predicted model, not a curated record. NCBI's taxonomy places the organism in Eukaryota, Fungi, Mucoromycota, Mucoromycetes, Mucorales, Mucoraceae. Gene Ontology annotation, molecular function: protein binding; protein-membrane adaptor activity. The coding region runs from base 50 to 1765 and encodes 571 amino acids. The transcript has 8 exons. Gene Ontology annotation, cellular component: fungal-type vacuole membrane. Gene Ontology annotation, biological process: nucleus-vacuole junction assembly; vacuole inheritance.